Molecule: messenger RNA, 1567 nt
Organism: Durotheca rogersii
Lineage: Eukaryota; Fungi; Ascomycota; Sordariomycetes; Xylariales; Xylariaceae
Exons: 1
Coding region: 165-1400 (411 amino acids)
Biological process (GO): regulation of transcription by RNA polymerase II; chromatin remodeling
Cellular component (GO): SAGA-type complex; nucleus
Molecular function (GO): chromatin binding; transcription coactivator activity; protein binding
Source: RefSeq, a predicted model, not a curated record
CCCGCUAGAGCCGUUCGUCACCACUUCGAUCACAUACGCAGUCACACCGAAAGUGUUCCCGCCCCGGCAUCUAUCGAGUGAAUCAAUUCCCACGCAGCUGGGCUUCUACCUGAUUUGCCACUUCACUCCCAAUCGGCCCACACAGAGCGGCUUAUCGGGAAACGAUGUCUGACAACCCGACAUCGCCAACUGCCUUCCGCGUGGAACGGCUAGCCAACCCACAUUCUGCUCCGGCCUCGUCCCACAGUAUGGACCUAUCUACGAUGUCAGCCGUGAACCCAUCCCGGGAGCAGCCUUUCAAGAAACCCCUAGAUAUCAGCAACCUGAUGUCUCCUCCCGAGCCUCCCAGAUUCGAUUCGUUCUCGCACAAUCAAAAUAACUCCAAGCCGAUGGGCAAGGUCUCCAGCGUUCGACGCACGGGCCCGAUCCCGCCGCUAUCGCCCCCCAUCUCGCCUGCCACCAAGACCGACGAUCAGCCCGUCAGUGUCGUCUCCAUGCCUAACAUUCCUGUGAAGGACCCCAUCCUAUAUCCCGGGCGGGACACGACAGGCUCGCCCCAACAGCAGCCACUGUUUGUCCAGGACGAUCCUGUCGACACACGCCGAAUCGUGGAUGAGCACACCGUCUCUCGGCCGGCGGAUCUCUUCCGCAAGGCGACCCCUCCUCGGCCGGAGGACUACGCGUUGAUAUUGUAUUUCAGCUCCCGGGUGAUGGAGAUGUACCGGGCGGACCCGCAAUCCUACCUGGAACGAGAGCGUGCAUUCCUGCUGGCAGACAGACAGGCCGGUUUGCGAAACGGUCGGCCCAAACUUCAGCCAAUCCUCCCCGCCAAGCCGACACAGGUUCGAAAGGAAACGCAGCGUGCGAAGAACGCGAAGCCGUGCAAGGUGACCAAGGCAACGCAGUCUCACACCACGGCCGCCCGUCCCAUCCGUUCCUAUCCUCCCACAGGCCACGGACAGCAGGCGACUCACCGUCUACCCAGCGCAACGCCCGAUCCUUCGCCACGCCGCGCAGUUGCUCCGAAUCGGGAAGAUAAAGACUUUAACUCGGUGGAAGACUUCUGCCCCCCGAAAGAGGCGCUCCCGGACCGGCCCAACAGUCUCAAGGUGGACUGGAAGGGGACUCCGAUCGACUUGACCAACGACCCGCACCGCGAAAAAUUGCAUCCCGAGGAACUCUCCCUGGCCGCCAACCUCCGACUCGACUGCGCCACCUACCUUACUAGCAAGAAGAGAAUCUUCGUUCGACGUCUCGAGUGCCUCCGCAUGGGCAAGGAAUUCCGCAAGACGGACGCGCAACAGGCUUGCAAGAUCGACGUCAACAAGGCGUCGAAAUUGUGGAUGGCCUUUGACAAGGUCGGCUGGCUCGAUAAGGCCUGGAUGGCUCCUUACCUGUAGUUAGGGAGUCAGGAUUGCAUAACAUUUAUGGUCCGUCGAGCAUAGAUCGUGGCGUCUAGCGAAUGCCUUCCCCUCUCACCACAUCCCCCCCCGGAGUGCCGCCGAUUAGAGUUAUCGCUCGACUCAAGCCUGCGACUUUUGAGCCAAGCACGGAUUUGGAUUUCUCU